Diprion similis is the source of this 759-nucleotide messenger RNA. RefSeq lists its product as uncharacterized. Lineage: Eukaryota; Metazoa; Arthropoda; Insecta; Hymenoptera; Diprionidae. The record is from RefSeq and is a predicted model, not a curated record. The coding region runs from base 1 to 759 and encodes 252 amino acids. The transcript is spliced from 5 exons.
AUGAGGAAAGGAUCGCAAUGCAUCGCUCGUACGAUCAAUCUCUCCAGUCCAAGGAACUGCGCUUCUCCACGCCAGGUCCAGAAGCUUAUCAACGCGGACGUAAUGACUACAUGUCCGGAUUCUAGAUCAUCGUACGUGAGUCCACGGCCAGUGCCAGUUCGCGUCUGCACGCGUCGCGACGUCGAGAGGACGCUGCCACCUAAGCUGUGCGAAUGUUCCCAAAAAUUACCGCCGGAAACACUGGUGCAGAAGUUACGAAGGUUGGCUAACGGUGUCCUGAAAUCCGGCAUUGCUGCUGGUCUGGUCUACUGGACAACCGCCGAAGGCGUCUGGGGCGACGCCGAGGAAACCGAAAUCCUUUACGGCCGCAUCGUUAAGUCGGUUGCUCCUGCUUUUCAGGAUGUCGUCGAUGUCAAGGAUAUCACCAAAAGCCGAUAUGGGCCGACAAAGUCUUUUCAAUUCUGUUUUCAAGACAUACCUCAGCAUCUAAGGAAUUGGGGUCUUGUACAGGAACUAGUGAACCUUCAGUAUGUUCAUUGGGUUUACCUUAACACUACACCACACUUCACACAGACGAAGGCUCCGCACCUGGAAAACGUGAGGUAUAAACUGUUGGACGGUUACAACAGAGCAGUAUUGGCUAUAGUAGGACUGAUGAUCAGCAUCCCGAUGAAGCUGGAGGAAAAGAUGUCCGAGAUAUUUUUCGCCUGCGAGGAAGUCAGCAGCGGCGAGAAAGGAGCUGGGAACACAAAAAUUUGA